Messenger RNA from Heterobilharzia americana, 345 nucleotides. Lineage: Eukaryota; Metazoa; Platyhelminthes; Trematoda; Strigeidida; Schistosomatidae. The record is from the annotation of a GenBank genome assembly.
AUGUCCGAGUGUGACAGAGAAAAAGUAUUUAUCGCAACCCGCUUCUCUGGACAGUUAAAUAAUCACAUAUUCUACGCUUUUGAUGAUCAGCAUGCAAAAGAUGCUGUAAUCUUUGCUGCACAACUUGAGAAGUACAAUCGUACAUCAAAGCAUAUACUAGUAUUUGGCAGAAAUCAUUUAAACCAACCGAUUGGCGUGAUUUCAUCCAAUUUUCUGCAUCAAAUAUGCGGACCGUAUCCAACGUUUUCAUCUCCGUACAACGACAUGUUUGAAGAUAUUGUGCACACUUAUCUUUUACCUGUGUUGAUGGUCUUUGUGUUAAUAACAAAUUUUUCGUAUGUUUAG